Molecule: messenger RNA, 2877 nt
Organism: Monomorium pharaonis (pharaoh ant)
Lineage: Eukaryota; Metazoa; Arthropoda; Insecta; Hymenoptera; Formicidae
Product: putative leucine-rich repeat-containing protein DDB_G0290503
Exons: 9
Coding region: 72-2708 (878 amino acids)
Biological process (GO): intraciliary transport
Cellular component (GO): axoneme
Source: RefSeq, a predicted model, not a curated record
AAUUUGAUACUAUGAAGAUUAAUUGCAUAUAUUUACAAUGCGAGUUGUAAUACACUGCGCAUAAAUAUAAAAUGCAAACUGAAGAUACUACUUCUGUCUUACCAGUAGUACAACUUAAUGUGCAUAGAACAGUCACUAGAAAAACACAGCCUUGUUUAAAAGAUUCAACACUGGAAUCAAAAAAGCUGUCAGCUUGCAAAAAUAUAUUACUUCCGAGCAAAAAAUGCUUAAAUCCCUUACUUGGUGCACCAUAUAGAGACAGCAUGAAACAGCAAUCACUAUUGGAUGAACAAAAAUCUAAUAAAAGUAUGCUCAAGCAAAGGAUAAUGUCAGCAAAAAUGCUUCGUUUUAAAGAAUUACAAAAUCAAUUAGCUGAUGCACAUUAUCAUCUUAAUGAACUAGCAAACGAAAACAGAUUAUUAAAGGCGUUACAGAAAAGACAGGAUUCUGCAUUGAGACGUUAUGAAGGAACAAAUGCCGAGCUACCGAGGCUUAUCAAUUCGCAUCAUGAAGAGUUGAGAGUACUUCAAACAAAAUAUAAGAAAUUGAAGGAAUUACAUAAAGAUACAUGCAAUAUGUUAAGGGAAAAAGAAAACGAACUUUAUUCUGUGAAUUCACAAAAUAAGCAUCUAUUGCAACUUAGUAAAGAUCGAAAUCUCGAGGAGAGAGAAAAAUUACAGUUACAAUUAUCCGACAUGAAUUAUAAAAUGCAACAGCAACAAAAAACUAUACAGGUGUUACACAGGAAACUCACCCUUGAAACUAAAAGCUUGAAGCAUCAAUUACAUGUUGAGAUUUCUAAGCACAAAGAGACACAAAAGAAUUUACAAGAGACGAUAGAGAAAUUGAAAAAUUUAGAAUGUUUAUUAGACAAUAGAGAAAAAAGAUUGUACUAUAAUGGUCAAUUGCCAAUUUAUAAUAAAGAAAAAAACUUAGGUAGUCAUUCUCUUACAAAUCUUAGAGAUGUCAGCAUCUCUAAUCCAAUUAAAGCAUCUAGUAGAAGUAAAAAAAGUGAAAAUGGUAUGCCAAAGGAUAAUUUGCCAUCACUCGACAUAUUAGAAUCCAAUGACGAUGAAAAAGUAACUCGGCUAACAAAUAAUGUUAAUCGCAAUCAUUCUGUAGAUCAGUUAAAAUCAGAAACAAUGGCAAACUUACAACAGAUACGAAAGUUUCGUUUACAAAGAUCGCCACAUAUGCGUAAAACUGCUCAUUCAAUGGAUGACUUGAGGCUUAGAUCAAGGGAUUUAGAAACGAGAGCGCAUGACGAUGAAAAAGUCAAAUCGACAGAUUAUACAGCGAUACUGGAGAGAGACGAAUUAAAUAAUCAAAAUGAAAGCGGCAAAUUGAGAAAAUUAUUUAAUCGAUUAAAAAAUCAGAAUUCACAAAAAUUGCAGAAGGAGUUGAAUCCUGAUUUCGAUUAUUCAUCCGAAGAUGGAGAAAGUGAGAAUGAUGCUAGUGAAUAUUACAUUCAGUCUUAUGAUACUCCACAAAAAUCUAGAGAAUUGUACGCAAGAUUGAUUAAUAGCACAGAUACUUCCGACACUUUGGACGAUAUAAUGAAAAAGGCAAGAGAUUAUAGUGACGAUGAGGAGAAGGAGGAGGAGGCGGCAGAAUUGAACACACAUCUAGUAGAAGACUUAAUGUUUCAGAAGGACAAGUACAAGAGUAAAUUAAAAAUAUUACGUUAUAGGGAUAACGAUCUUUAUAACAGUGGUUCCGACGUUGAUUCCGACGGAAAGAUAUAUACGAACGGGGAUUUUUCCAUUGAAUAUAAAAGCAAUGGCCUUCAAACUAAUUUACCUAAGUACAUGGAAGAGCAAAUCGGUGCCGCUCAUUCGGAAUACAACACUUUGGACGUCGCGGAACGAUCUGCGAGAAGAUCAAAGGGUGUACAGCAGAGGAUAUCUGAUAACGCUCAGAAUGAUGUCAACGUAGGUAGCACAGAUGUUUCUCAACAAUUUUCAAAUAAAAUAUCGCUGGAUAAAGAACAACUUUUAGCAAGUAAGGAAGUAGAUAAUGCCUUCACGAACAUCAAAAAAGAAGAUUGUACAAAAGAAGAAGAAACAAAAUAUUUAGAAGAUCAGUCAAUGUGUGUGGACAUAUCACGUGACAAGUUUUAUUGUGAUAUAAACAACACAUCUGAAAAAAUGGAAACUCUAACAAGUUCGGAGAAUAAGAAAAUCGAAAAAAACUCACAGCAAGUCUAUGAAAAGGAUGAGAGCAGUCAGCCCAUGGAUAAUAUGGAAAAAGAAUAUUUUCAGUCUGAAGCGAAAGAAAUGUCCAGUGUGAUGUACCGCGAUGAACAAAUGUCGAAUAAAAAUGACGUCAAUACAGGAACGCAGAAUAAAUCGAACGCUUCGUUAGAGAAUGUUGACGAAUCACCCAACAAUGUGAUUCGCCAGACUGAACAGGAUAAUGGCAUAAAGAGCGAAGCGAAAGAACUAAAACAAGCGACAAGUGACAAGAAGAAAAUUAACUACAAUAAGGAGAAGUUGUUGGCCACGAUGAAAGCUAUCGACGACAACGAAAAUAUUGAGUUCCUAAGCCAAGGAUUCAAGAAUCAUAACGUGAGCCGGAUGCAGAUAAUGGAGAACCUGCAUCGCGGCUUACCGGCACACUCAAAGCCAAAGCGCGAUAUUAUUAGAGAUAUAUUUGAGGACAAUCAUAUAGAAAGUAAAGUCAGGAGCACUUGUAGUAAAUCUCAUUGAAAUUUUAGAAAUGAUCGCAUUAGGGAUCAUAAUAAAGAGCACAAGUCCUACUUUCGUCUUGCCUUCCUUAAUUCCAUUGAGCUUUUUAUUCGCGAAUUUUGCCAAGAGGAGAAAUAAAAUAUUUAAAGAAGGAAUUCCUUCUUAAUAUAAUGUAUUAAUUAAUAAAUAC